AUGGCCCUUGGCCCUAACCUUGGAGCUAUUGGUCUGCCCAUGGACCCCCAUAAUUUAAUUUUGGACAAAGCGAUGAUUAUCGAUGAUAUCGAUGCAUCAACCAAGAAGAGAAAUCCAUGGAGGCUCAGCUCUGUGAAUCAAGUUGAGGAAGUGAAGCUUCUUAUCCGCCUAAUCCCCAUAUGGUUAAGUUGCUUAAUGUUUACAGUUGUGAUAGCCCAACAAAGCACAUAUUUCACCAAACAAGGCAGCACAAUGGUCAGGUCAAUCGGGCACAACUUCCACUUCCCCGCGGCGUCACUCCAAGUGUUCACUGGCCUCACUAUACUGGUCUCGGUUCUAAUUUAUGAUCGAGUACUCGUCCCCCUAGCCCGAACCAUCACCAAACACCCUUCUGGCAUAACAAUGUUACAAAGAAUGGGCAUUGGAUUUUUUUUCUCAGUACUGGCCAUGGUUGUAUCAGCACUAGUAGAGGCAAAAAGGGUCGGAAUUGCACAGGCCCAUGGGCUCGAGGAUUCGCCAAAAUCGACUGUCCCUAUGAGUGUGUGGUGGCUACUACCACAAUAUAUGCUGUGUGGGCUGUCUGAUGUGUUCACAAUUGUGGGAAUGCAGGAACUGUUUUAUGAUCAAAUGCCUGAGGAGAUGAGAAGCAUGGGUGCAGCAGCGUACCUUAGCGCAAUCGGGGUCGGGAGCUUCAUGAGCACUGGUGUUAUAGCAGCUGUGCAGGCCAUUAGCUCAAGAUUGGGGCAUGAAUGGCUGAGUGAUAAUCUUAAUGGUGCACAUCUUGAUGACUUUUAUUGGGUUUUGGCAGGGUUGAGUGCUCUGAAUUUGUGUGCUUAUGUCUGGGUUGCAAAGGGUUUUGUUUACAAGAAGCUUGAAUGGGAUGAUGCUGAGAAAGAGGUGAAUUUUCCGGGUUUCGCAGAUGCAUAGUUUUUGAGACUCUGGAAGACACGUCUAGUGAGUGAUAUCAAGAGUUAGAAUGGUUAUUAAACUAUUCUUGUAUGCCUAUUGCGUCUGUUAAAUAUUGCUGCUUAGUUAAAUAAAAAUUUAUGUAAUGUUAAUGUCCCUAGGGGCUUGUCAUCUUGUCGGGCUUCUGAUGCAGGCAAGCGGGUAAA
Ilex paraguariensis (yerba mate) is the source of this 1112-nucleotide messenger RNA. NCBI's taxonomy places the organism in Eukaryota, Viridiplantae, Streptophyta, Magnoliopsida, Aquifoliales, Aquifoliaceae. The record is from the annotation of a GenBank genome assembly.